AUGUUUAGCAGGUUAUUGCGAUGUCAGCCCGCAAAUCUACAGAUUUUAAGGUUCAAAGUAAGGAAAACAGGUAAAAAACCUGCUGUCAAAGCUAGUAAGGCUGCCAUUCCGUUAGCUGCUGAGCAGAAGCUAAAAUCUUGGCCAAAGUUGGUUGAGUUGGAAAAGCAAGCAGUUAUAAACGCGUCUUCAGCCAAUGCCAACUUUAGAGACCUCACUUUACGUGAUUUCAAGUACGAUGUGUUUGAUGGACGGGUGAUUGAGCUCAACUUUCCUGUAAAUGUUUCUGGUAAGUUUAUUUUACUUAUUUUAUUGUGUUUUAGGUUGAUUGUUUGUUUGAUUUGUGAUUUUUGAAAAAUAACUAAAUUUUCAUUUGAUUCAUGGAUAACAUCGUAAUUUUGAAGUUUAUAAAGUUUUUAAAGCUUCUUUGACAAACUUUUACUGUAUAACUAAUCUAAAACAUCUGCAGAUGCUGAACUAGCGAGGAUCUACGCGACUUUAAAGCCAGGGGCUUGGGUACAGGUGAUUGCGGGUAAUGACCGCUUCUUGAUGGUUGUCCUCAAUCUUGGAGUUGAUUCAAUACGUUUAAAAUUCAAAGGGAAUGUUUUAUUUGAUUUGAAUAACUACAGUGAUGUUAGUUUUACAAUAUCGACUGAAAGAGAGUCAGGACCGAUUGAUUAUUUGGCCCAUAUUUGGUUGGACAAGAAGAAGAUUGCCAAAAUGCCUGGGUGGUCAAACUUUUUAAUGGCACAUCACGGAAAAGCGUUGCCAAUGUUGGGAAAGACAAAGAAUGUAAAGUUCUUUGCACGGGUAAGGUUUUGUAAUAGGUUUUGAUCGGUUUUUGAAAGGUUAGUUUGAGAAACGAGCCGGAAUAUUGAGGAUGGUGUAUAAAAUCUGGAGUUUGAAGUAAAAGUUUAAUUUUAACGCAAAUUUCUUGCAAAUGAAUAUAAAAUACGGUUGAACAGUAUAAUUAUGAUCUGUUUUAGACCUUGAACAAGUCUCAACAAGAAGCAGUCACAAAAGCGUUGAAUCCAAGGCAAACUAUAUUAUCCAUCCAAGGCCCACCUGGUACUGGCAAAACAGCUGUUGUCGCUGAGAUUGUACAACAAGUAUGUUGUUUCUUUAUUGUUUUAUCUUUCUUUAGGUAGCCAAAUCUGGCAAAAAGAUAUUGGUAUUAGCUCCAUCACGAAAAGCCAUCAAUAAUGUGUCGUCUCGAGUUCAUCAACAAAUUCGUAACUCUCAAGGCCACUUCAACGUAACUCAUGGUGAAGCAGCUUUAAGCAUUAAUGACAGAAUUAAAAGUCAUGAUGAUUUUCAUCGUUUGGAGGCCUUCCUACCUUCACCUUCUGAUUUAUGGAGUUCUGAAGACAAAACCUCGAUGAAUAAGUAUAAUCAUGCAAUGAUGUUGAAGAACGAUCUCAAAACUGAAAUUUUAACGGAUGCUAAGGUAGUGUAUAGUACGAUACAGAGUUCUACGGUUCGGCAACUGGAUAGUUUUAAGUUUCAGCCGGAUUAUCUUGUGAUAGACGAGGCUGCACAGACUUGGGAAUGCGUGGCUUGGCAUGCUGCUUUGUUGGUUGGUUUUUGGGUUAAUUUGGGUAAUAAUUGGGUUAGUAAUGGAUCAGAAAUAUUCAGCUUUUUAAGAUUUGUUGAUUUUUGUAAUUUUUAUAGGUUUAAAAGUCUUGUCGUUGUUUUAUUUUAGUAUCAACAGUAAAAAACGACAAGGCUUUUUCCAAAGCUUUAACAUGUCAAUUUGAAACUUUUAAACAAAAGUAUAGUAUUUUAGGCCCCAAAAGUCAUUUUCGUAGGAGAUCAAUACCAACUAACAUCAACCUGCGUUUCCGCCGAAGCGGCCGAACAAGGCCUAAACAAGACUGUCAUGGAGUAUAUCGAGAAAGAGUUUGGUCAUAACCUUCAAACUCGAUUGAAGAAACAAUACCGGUCGAAUGCCAAAAUCAUGCGAUGGUCGAGUGAAACCUUCUACGAAGGCGAAAUAGAAGCCGAUGAGUCUGUGGCCGAGAUUACUGUAGAUGAUUUGAUAACCAAUGAUAAGGUUACGGUAGACCGAGAUCCGAUUCUAUUUUUUGACACGUGUAAACGUGGAGAUGCGUAUAAGGAAAGACGAAGCGAUGGAAAUUCGUAUUUUAAUCAAGGGGAAGCGUUCUUGAUUCUGGAGCACGUGAAGAAGUUGGUGGAGGCAGGGGUGAAGCAAACUGAUAUUGGGAUCAUUACUCCGUAUGCUGGUCAAGUACGGUAUAUUAGGAGCUUGAUGGGUAAGACAAGGUUUUAUAUGAAGUUUUUUAAGGGUAGGGUAGGGUAGAGUCGGGUAAGGUAGGGUAGUUUAGGGUAGGGUAGGGUAGUGUAGGGUAGGGCAGGGUAGGAUAGGGUACGGUAAGGUAGGGUUGAGUAGGGUAGGGUAGGGUAGAGUUGGGUAAGGUACAGUAGAGUUCAGAAGGGUAGGAUGAGGUAGAAUAGGAUACUGUAAAUUGCUUUUUCACUUUUCAAUUUAAUAAAUUCUUACCUACUUCAGUCAAUAACAACCUAAAAGACGUGAUAGUCAGCACAGUAGACGGCUUCCAAGGCGGAGAACAUGAAGUUAUCUGUCUAUCAUUCGUCAGAAGUAAUCGCAAGCGUAUCAUUGGCUUUCUAAAUGACCUAAGGCGAAUGAAUGUCUCUCUAACACGAGCCAAACGACAACUUGUUAUAGUAGCUGACUCGAGGAUGCUACAGGAAGAGAAGGCUCUAAAACGACUUCAUGAAAUCCUGGAAGAAGAAGCCAAAGUCAUUAUUGUUGGAAAUCAGAGAAAUUGGAAAGUGGCGUAG
This is a messenger RNA of Bursaphelenchus okinawaensis, 2820 nucleotides long. Lineage: Eukaryota; Metazoa; Nematoda; Chromadorea; Rhabditida; Aphelenchoididae. The record is from the annotation of a GenBank genome assembly.